This is a messenger RNA of Xyrauchen texanus (razorback sucker), 2260 nucleotides long. RefSeq names its product zinc finger protein 397-like. The record is from RefSeq and is a predicted model, not a curated record. The coding region runs from base 74 to 1129 and encodes 351 amino acids. NCBI's taxonomy places the organism in Eukaryota, Metazoa, Chordata, Actinopteri, Cypriniformes, Catostomidae. Gene Ontology annotation, cellular component: nucleus. The transcript is spliced from 3 exons.
UGAACCUUCAAUUUCAAAAUCAUAGGCAUCAAUUUCCUUUUGUGCAAUAACUUCCACUCUUCUGUGUAGGCAGAUGCUGCAAACACCAGUGAAGAUUGAAGUGAAGCAGGAGAUAAAAGAAGAAAACACAACAGAGGAAGAACAGACUGAUGAAGAUGAUGAUGAAAACACAACAGAGGAACAACAGACUGAUGAUGAUGAACAGCAGAUGCUGCAGACACCAGUGAAGAUGUGUUCAGUGAAGCUGCUGGACUGCAGGAACCUGAUGAAGAUGAGAGGAGAAACCACAACAGAGGAACAACAGAGUGAUGAAGAUGAUGAUGAUUUUAUCCCUUCAGGAGGACAAAUGAUAAGGAUUAUGAUAAGUCGAGGGCUAGGAGCCGCAUCAACAUCGGCGAGGCUUUUCAGCCGUGGAGAGACCUCAGAGAGUAAAAGGCUUGAAGACGGAUGCAGAAGGUGCUCUUUCUUCUCGAUAGAGCUGAUGGAAGUGAGAGAAGAAUGUGAAGAGCUGAAGGAAGUGGAGGAGGAACAACAACAUGGUUUCAUAACUGGAGAAAAAUCUUUAAGUGGCUCAAAGACAGAAGACAAUUUCUCACCUAAAAAUCCUCGAAGAUCAGCCAAGAAAUCUUUCACCUGCUCUCAGUGUGGAACAUGUGUCACACGUAAAAGCCAUCUUAAUAUACACAUGAGAGUUCAUACUGGAGAGAAACCUUACACGUGCCAUCAGUGUGGAAAAGGUUUUGCAUAUGCAACCAGUCUCAAGAGUCAUCUCUUUUGUCACUCUGAAGAAAAGCCAUUUGAAUGUGAUCAGUGUGAUAAAACAUUUGUUCUGACACGGUACCUAAAAACACAUCUGAAAACUCACACAAAUGAGAAGCCAUACAAGUGUUCAUUUUGUGAAAAGUGUUUUGCACGCCUGUUCUAUUUGAAAAAGCACCAGAAAAUACAUGCCGGUGUGGCAGCUCAUAUGUGCUUUAAAUGUGGGAAGACCUUUACUACAGCUGGAAACUUGAAACAGGACAAAAUAAUUCAUACUGGAGUGAAACCAUACAAGUGCUCACACUGUGGAAAGAGUUUCACUCGGUCAGAAAACCUGAAAUCACAUGAGAGAAUUCAAACUGGAGAAUAACCUUACAAGUGCUCACACUGUAACCUUUAGCCUCCUUGUUAGUAGUUUGAAAGGCAGCCAAAAACCAAGUGGCAGAGAUCAAGAGUGAGUUCUUGAAGGGACAGGCUGAGGUCAUUAUCUAGGAAGGCAAUGAGAGUUAGGCGAGCAGGACCAAAGGGGCUGAGGCAGGAGACGAAGCCAUGGUAGAGUCGGACAAAGGACAGAAUCCGUCAAACUAGAUAAUGCAGGCCGAAAGACAGACAGACAAAGAUCAAAAUAGACAGCAAAAACUUUCAGGACUGACUAAGCAAACAGCACAAGACAGCAUCUAUCAUGAGGCAGCAGACAAUAAAUCUGGCGUGAGACAGCAGAGGGGGAAUAAUUAGGAAGCAAACUAAUCAAGGGAAGGUGGAACAGAUUACAAGCAGCUGCAAUAAUAAGGGUUAAGCAAAUCAGCAGGAGGAUUGUGGGAGCAAAUGUGAUCGCAGUCAUAUGGAGCGUAGCAUGAUUGUUGGUGCUAGAUUGGCAUUUUUUUGUAUUUCUGUAACUGCUGAUCUCCUGGGAUAUUUAUGCACAACAGUCUCUAGAAUUUACUCUUUCAAAAGUUUCCAGUGAACAGGAGUUCUGUCAUCAUAUGAUGGUGGUGGUGUAGUGGUCUAAAGCACAUAACUGGUAAUCUAGUAAUCAGAAAGUCGCUGGUUCGAUCCCCACAGUCACCACCAUUGUGUCCUUGAGUAAGGCACUUAACUCCAGGUUGCUCCGGGGGGAUUGUCCCAGUAAUAACUGCACUGUAAGUCACUUUGGAUAAAAGCAUCUGCCAAAUGCAUAAAUGUAAUGUAAAAUGCAUAAAUACCGUACAUUUGAUUGAAUAAGACGAGAUAAAAUGCGUUCACCCAAAAGUUGCUGGUUUAUGUUUUGGAGGAGAGUGUAAAUGAACUAUUGCCAGAAAAGCUUAAACAUGCGCGCUCCUCCAGAACUGGACCACGGACUGCUGAUGCUGGUGCACGUGUUGAGUGUUGUUAAACAAUCAGCUGCAGAAAGCGCUCGGAUGUUUACCGCCACCAUUUUAUCAAAAUCAUUCGGAAGGUCAGAUGAAAGUGAUUGGCUGGCGUCGUCUAAUCUCUGACUUACAUUAAAUAAAGACAUUACAUC